This is a messenger RNA of Colletotrichum karsti, 3666 nucleotides long. RefSeq names its product F-box domain-containing protein. Gene Ontology annotation, molecular function: protein binding. The transcript is spliced from 2 exons. Bases 1 to 3666 code for a protein of 1221 amino acids. Lineage: Eukaryota; Fungi; Ascomycota; Sordariomycetes; Glomerellales; Glomerellaceae. The record is from RefSeq and is a predicted model, not a curated record.
AUGGCCACCGGCACUGACACCCGCGGAGAAGGGGCGCCGCGGUCAUCCAUAGAGAAACCGCCCAUUCUCUCUGCAGAUCCAGCCUUCGAUCGCCUGCCCGACGAGAUAAUUGAACAAAUUCUACAACUUACCGACCCCGACUCCUUUGCCUCGCUCGUCCUCCUCAACUCGAAGUGGCGCCAGGUCUCCCAGCAGGCCCAGCUUUACGCCCUCCACCUCUCGAAAUGCGAAACCUACUCUGCGAGCCACCCUCCUCUGCGCGAAACCGACGUCAAAGAAGAUGACCUCUCCCGCCUUCGAAGACUCUUCGCCCGAGAAGUCAAGCGCAAUCUCUUCGAAGCCUAUCUACGACCGCGCGAGACCGUAAUCAGGCUGAUCUCCAAUUCCAUCAGCUCCUCGUCAUGUCCGGGCGGCGAAGGAAUGCAAUUCAGCCCAUCGCCGCGCGGGCAUCACGUCCUGGCCUACAACUCGUCCAGAAUAUACGUUCUUGAUAUGAGGGGCAAGGAUAUCGAUGUCAAGAGGGAGUUCAAGAUUCUGCGCCGCCCCGUUUCGACAUGCAUCAAGGACGACGGCUCCAUGCUCGCAGUCUUGUCCUCGGAAAUGCAGGUCGAUCUUUACGAUCUUGAGCCAUCACCACCCCGCCGUACUCAGUCCCUCAUUUUGGAUCAUGCACCGCGCACCAUCGCCCUAUCGCCAUGUGGUUCCGUUUUGGCUGCAGCCUACGAGGGUGGCAUCGAGGUAUCGCUGGUCAACCCGGGUGCGCUGCCCACUGACAGAAGAGCUGUCAAAUGUGAUGGCGUCGACUCUCUCUCCUUUUCUUUUGACGGAACACAGAUUCUUGGCACAACCAUUCACUCUUCGCCGCCGAGCACCGUCAUUCUGACUGCUCCCUACUAUGACCCUGGCAACCAGAUGGCCGAUGACAGCAUCAGUGCGUUGUGGACGACGUCGAUUCUCUUUCCUAAUACGAGCCGAGACUGUAGCCAUGCUGUCCUGCUGCAAGACACAAGCCAAGAGGAAGCCAGCUGGACCUUCACCUACGACCGCAGCUUCGAGACAUUCAGAGCCGUACGGAUCGGCGACCUGCGCAAUGGAACGACAUACUUCACUGGUCCGAAACCUCACCCGGCUUCCCAGGCCAAGUUGACUCCUUGCACACUGCCGGCAGCUACUUAUCAUGGCGAUCUCGUAAGUGCCGGUUUCCAAGGGAAGGACGUCUGGCUUUACGGCGUCCCGGAAGACCUGGAUGCGGUUCCCGAAUUCUCCUCAGGGUCCGAUGCAUCAUCUUCCACUGGCCGGCGAAACAGCGGCCCUCCAUCUCGCUCGUCGUCAUCCCGCGCCCAAGAAAAUCCCAGGGUACCUCAGUGGCAGAUGCUGUGCGACAAGCUUCGGAAUACCUUUGUCUGGGGAGCCAAGAUUGCCGAGCUUGAUGGCGUGAGCACCGUGAAGUGGGUUGCUGGCUUCGGUGAAACAUCAUCGCAGGAACGUCUGGUGAUUGCAGCUCGUGGUAUUUCGCCCACCAAAUCAGUCGUGGACGAAGACGACAUUGACUUCAUCGACGGCGGUCGAAUAACUUUGCUCGACUUCGACUACGGAGUAGAAGACGGAGUCAAGACUGAGAUCGAAAUCGAAGUUGGCACAAGGGAACCUGAGGUUCUUGAAGAAGAGCAGAGAGACAUCGACACUGAGGUUGCCAUAGUGCGCCGCAGAACAGUUGCUCAGAAGCGUGGGGACCGAGGCCACAUGAUCCGUGCAGCUACAAGUGCUGCGAUUAGAGGCAAUCCCAUACCCCCGAUGCCCUCAAUGCCUCCGAUGCCCCAGGCGAGAGAAGAACCCGAAGCCGAGGACGCGGACGAAGAUGACGACCCCCUCGUUCCCAGACGUGUUGGAGCGCCGCCCCGGAUUAACGUACAGCAACCGACGUCUGCUUCUGCUGGCGAGGAGGGCGAGACUGCGUCGAUGAUUGAGGAAGAGGAGGCUGUGGAAGCCCCUUAUGCCCACGAUGGACCUCGCUCCACGAACACUCUCCGCCGAGCCGCGACUGCAGCAGCAAUGAACCGACGCCGCAAUCCUGCACCCCCUGUCGCCGGGCCGGUCGAGUAUCGGCGAGCCGAUGGCCGUCGCGAGCACCCUCACGAGAGUGACGCAGACAACUGGGUUCCGCCGCCACCGCCUUACCAGAAGGAGGAUCCCGGCGAUUUGCCCUCGUUCUUGCGAAACGCCGCCAUUACACCUAACGGUGUACAGGUCCAACCCCAACCAGCUAGGAUACAAACAGCUGCACCUACGAUUGGGUCUUCCGCUUGGCCAUUACCCGGACGCCCGACUCUGGCGCAGACGUCACCCCGUCCUCUCAGUUACCAGGAGCCUUCCAGUGUCAGUCCUGCCUUGACCAGUCAUCAUCUGCGGGUUGCAAGUGACACGACGCACAUGAGCCGACCUCGCACCGCGGACUCGGAUCGGCCUCUGUCUAUUCCUGUCUCUCGUGUUGACGACGAUGAUGAUAUCUACGACGUCUCACCACCAGACUCUCCCCGAGCGGCGGCCAGAAGGGUCAGUCAACCAGAGCCCGAGUCGGAGGAACGACUAGUCAGCGAGUCCUCGCUAGUCUCGCCAUUGAGUCGUAGGGUGAACUCCGACUUGAUAUCUCCGCAAGACUCGAUGGUGUCUCCCGACUUCCAAAGGACCCAUUCUCCCCCUUCGCUAGGCCUGGCUAUACCCUCGGCGGGCCUGGGAAUCUCUACAAUUCCUCUCGAAACUCAGCUGAACAAUGAUAACGAGAUCCCGAUAGUCAGGCGACUGUCAAACGCACAAACGUGGCCGAGGGCUGCUCAGCCUGCCAGCGGGCCCGAAGCAGAACCUGAGGCUACUUCAUCCACCGUCUAUCCGUACUCUGCACCUCCGAUCGAUGCGAGUGCUGCGAUGAUGAUGGCUUCCGCAUUGCCACCUCCACACAGGGCUGAUCAGUUAGCUAGCUUGCACAAUCAUGAGCGGUCGACCCCUCCUCGGCCCUUUUCUGGCAGCUUCAGCUCUGUUCAACGCGUCCCGGUCGGCAGUCGCAGGCCUGGUUCACGUCGGGCGUCUGUCCCGCAGCCUGGGCCGCUCGCCGACGGACAUCAGCCCGCUGUACCAGACAUGAGCAAUAACUCCCCGAUCGAGGAUCAGCCCCUCAUCAUAAGUACCCCCGGGGGUGUUGUGGGUGCAUACGAUCUACCAACACGCCAGCAGUCGAAUCGUAGAACCGAGAUGCCAUUGUUGGCGCCUAUACCACGCCACCCUCGGCCGGCACAGCUGGGUCCUCUCAGACCUACCGUCGAGCGUUUGGAGACGAUUUACAGCGUAGCGCCGGCACAGGAAGCCGCCGAUGAGGCUUCCGGCAGUAGAAAUCUACUUCCUGGGUGGCUUCAGGCCCCGUCAACAACUUCCGCCGGCCGCCAGUCCCAUUCUUCUGUGAAUAGGAGACCGAGCCGCGCCGAGCGGAGCGCGGCCAAGAAUAUCAAGGACGCUAAGCGUCGCGGCUGGAACGGCUCGAAGAAGAAAAAGAAGAAGAAGGUCGACCCGGAGGUUGCCAGCACCGCCGCCUGGACCGAUGUCUCUGGUGUGAGCAGAAGCGAGCCACACGGCAAGGGCCAGAAGCAGAAGGACAAGAAGUGUGUCCUGAUGUGA